Molecule: messenger RNA, 1490 nt
Organism: Scylla paramamosain (green mud crab)
Lineage: Eukaryota; Metazoa; Arthropoda; Malacostraca; Decapoda; Portunidae
Product: D-serine dehydratase-like
Exons: 10
Coding region: 193-1323 (376 amino acids)
Biological process (GO): D-serine catabolic process
Molecular function (GO): D-serine ammonia-lyase activity
Source: RefSeq, a predicted model, not a curated record
AAUUAUUGCCAACAGUUAGCAACUCAAAGCGGUGGCACCGGCACGCAAGUCAACAACACUCAGUGGGACGGGACCUCUAGUAGUGGUCGACAGGCCGGGAAGGAUGGUGAGGGUGUGUGUCGGCGGCUCAUCACAGACAUAGGAACCAACAAGAAGGCGGGCAUCUCCCGUCACUACUGCACAGCCUGGGAGAUGGGGAGUCACGAGGAUGGCACGCGGCGAGUGGCCGACCUUUUCACCCCUGCCUUUCUGGUUGAUUUCGACAAGGUCCGCGUCAACUGUACCAAGACCCUCGCCCAGUGCACUGAGCUGGGGGUCACUCUCAGGGCCCAAACCAAGACCCACAAGACCAUAGAGGGCGCGGUUCUGCAGACGGGCGGCACUCGGCGAGGACUGGUCACUUCCACCCUACAAGAAGCAGAGUUUUACGCCGACAGUGGAUUCGAUGACAUUCUCUUCGGGUUUCCCUUCAUUCCCUACCACAUGCCGCGCGCCGCCCAACUCACCAGACGCCUCGAGAAGUUCUACGUGAUGGUUGACUCGAGGGUUGCCGUGGACGUGCUCGUUGCAAACACUCCCCCUUCUGGCAAGACCUGGUCAGCGUUCCUUGCUGUCAACUGCGGCUACAACAGAGAAGGCGUAUGGUGGGAGGCCAGUGAGGGUGAGGAGCUGGCCUGCCUGAUGGACAAGUCUCUCUCCGUCACCUUCUCUGGGGUCUACGUGCACUGCGGCAACUCCUACGGUGCCUCACAGCCUCGCGACAUCGAACAAGUGCGGGAGAAGACCGUGGAACGGCUGCUGCAUCUGGUUGGGCGCAUCAAGGCCCGCGGCGUGGCGUGCCCUGUUGUGGGCAUCGGCUCCACCCCGACCUGCAGCCACCCGACCCCCAGCAUGCGGCAACUGACGGAGCUGCAUCCAGGGAACUACAUCUUCUAUGAUGUGCAGCAAAUGACCCUGGGCUCGUGCAAGGAGGAUGACAUUGCGUGCUGCGUUGUCACAAGAGUCAUCGGCCACUACCCAGACAGAAACCAGUUGCUGAUCGACUGCGGGUUUUCUGCAUUAACGAAGCAAGGAACGGGUCAACUCCCUUCAGGAUGCUGCAUCUUUCGUGGCCAACCAAACCUGAAGCUGGACAAGAUGACGCAGGAGAUCGGCUAUGUUGACGCAGUGAAGGGGUGUCUGAACCUUGAAGACUUCCCCAUUGGCUGUAUGCUCUUCAUCUUGCCUUGGCACUCUUGCGCCACAGCAGCCAUGUAUCCUGUAUACUACGUAGUGGAGGACGACGCUGUUGUGGCUGAGUGGCGGCCUACUCGGGGAUGGUAACGCUAUCAUCCCUCCCUGCGCCUUCAUGGCAAGUAUAUGGAAUGAAGAAUAGUUAAAACAACUAAAACCGUGUAGAAUUUGAUGUUUCACUCUGGUAAAGCUUUCCUUCAUCACGCGCCUCCAUGCCAAGCCUAUGGUAUGUAGAAUGAAUAAAGCAAUUAAAACUA